AUGCUGCUCGGCUACGUAAGUUGUCGGAAUUCAUAGGGUUCAAAUGUUUGCAGGCCGUUUUGGUUACUGUAGCUUUUGUUUUUUGUUUUCAAACCGGUUUUGAGUAUUUUGGACUAUUUUAUAUUACUUUGGACAGACUUUCUAAAGCUUUUGUAUUAGUUGAGGGUUUUUUGAACCUUUGAAGUUUAUUAGUACAAUUUCAGGUCUUUCUAUUACUAAUACCUUUACUGGUAUGGCCUAACGCCGAUGCAGAACUGAACGUUCCACAAAUACUUUUAAAUGAAAAGAACAUCGUAAGUCAUCAUUCGUAAGGUUUGUACUGUGUACAACAAUAACCUUUAGCAUUGAAAGAAAUGUGUACUAUAAUACUGCUUAUAGGGUGGUGCUGGAGUGAGAGCACGUCUUUCAAGAAAAGGUAUCCAAUAUGUGAGUGAAACUCUGGCUGGAGCCUUGAUUACUGAGGUCGUUACCGCUCCAUUAAGUCUAGAUCCUCAGGGUCUAACGGUACGUUCAAAUGACAGUAAUUUUAUGAUUAUUUAAGUUUACAUUAUAAUACAUUUUUUGUUUUGUAAAAUUAUGUUUAAGACGAACAGUGGAAGAAUACUCUUGUCUGAUAUGACCUUAAACAUGAAGAGUUCAAGACACCAACUUCUGACCGACAUUCGAGCACCCGACACUAUUAUUGUCAAGUUUGUUCGACUGGAACUGACGUAAGUUAAGGUUGCAAGAUACGUCUAAAAGUUAUGUUGAUCAUUAUCAUCUUUCAUUGCUACAAUAAUUUAGUCUUUGUUAAUUGUUACUUUAUUACUAUAGUAUUAUUAUGUAUAACUACUUGUAAUUUUACAGUGCUAAUGCUAAACUGUCAAACGAAGCGAAGGAAAACAAGGGAACCGCUAAGAUUGGAUCUAACGCCAUCAACCUUAACUUGGAAAUUACUCCAACUAGAACCACUCAAGGUGCACCAAACAUGAAACUGCGUCAGUGCAAGAUUCUAAACACCAAAUUCGAGGUUACUAUUGCUUCGGAAAUGACUGAUGAAUCUUUGAAAGUAAGGAUUAUUCAAUUUUUUAUAAUUUUUAUAACGUGCUUUGUAUUACUUUAUAUACCGUAAUCAAAUAUUUAGUUUAUUAUUUCGUUUUUUUAAAUGAUAUAAAACUUUUUAGAGCGCAAUUGAAGCUGAUGCGCACGAUUUGUUCGAAGGUCUCUUGUGUUCCCGAAUUGAGUAUGUGAUUGAAGAUCGUGUUAACGACAGGUUCGGCCUUCUCUCUCCUAAAAUCACUUUGGCUCACAUCAAUGAUGAUGAACUGAUAAGAGACUUGGCCGAUCGUUUGAGAGCUCGCCGUCAACGUAGACAAUAUCCAGGAGGAUUGGGCGCUGGCAUUGGAUUGCCAAUGGGAAUGAGACUGGGAGCUGGUCUCGGACGCAAGAAGAGAUCACCUGGAUGGGGCAUGGAGAGCUUCAUGCCAAGAGUCAAUACUAAUGGCUGGGAGCACGGUAUGAGACUCAAAACCAAUGGAUGGGAACGAGGAAAACGUUCUCCAGGUUGGGGAAUGGAAAAUGUGAUGCCAAGGGUUAACACCAAUGGAUGGGAGCACGGAAUCCGUGUUAAUACCAAUGGAUGGGGAAGAAAAAAGCGAUCUCCAGGAUGGGGAAUGGACAGUUUUAUGCCAAGAGUCAAUACUAACGGUUGGGAACAUGGUAUGCGAUUAAACACCAACGGCUGGGAGAGAGGAAAACGUUCUCCAGGAUGGGGAAUGGAAAAUGUGAUGCCAAGAGUCAACACCAAUGGCUGGGAGCAUGGAAUCCGUGUCAAUACCAACGGUUGGGGACGCAAGAAGAGGUCUCCAGGAUGGGGAAUGGACAGUUUCAUGCCAAGAGUUAACACUAACGGAUGGGAAAACGGAAUUAGAGUGAACACCAAUGGCUGGGGAAGAAAGAAGAGAUCUCCCGGUUGGGGCAUGGAGAGUUUCAUGCCAAAGGUUAAUACUAAUGGAUGGGAGAAUGGAAUCAGGCUUAAUACUAACGGCUGGGAACGUGGAAAGCGAUCUCCAGGAUGGGGAAUGGAAAACGUUAUGCCAAGAGUCAACACCAACGGAUGGGAACACGGAAUCAGGGUUAACACCAACGGAUGGGGAAGAAAAAAGAGAUCCCCUGGCUGGGGCAUGGAAAGUUUCAUGCCUCGCGUUAACACCAACGGCUGGGAACAUGGUAUGCGAUUGAACACCAAUGGCUGGGAGAGAGGAAAGAGAUCUCCAGGUUGGGGAAUGGAAAACGUUAUGCCAAGAGUCAACACUAACGGUUGGGAGCAUGGAAUUCGUGUCAACACCAAUGGUUGGGGAAGAAAAAAGCGAUCUCCAGGAUGGGGCAUGGACAGUUUCAUGCCAAGAGUCAACACUAACGGAUGGGAAAACGGAAUUAGAGUGAACACGAACGGCUGGGGCCGUAAGAAGAGAUCUUCUGGAUGGGGAAUGGACAGCUUCAUGCCAAGAGUUAAUACCAAUGGAUGGGAGAAUGGAAUUAGACUCAACACCAACGGUUGGGAACGAGGAAAACGUUCGCCAGGUUGGGGAAUGGAGAAUAUAAUGCCAAGAGUUAACACUAACGGCUGGGAACAUGGCAUGCGAUUGAACACCAACGGGUGGGAGAGAGGAAAAAGAUCUCCAGGAUGGGGUAUGGACAGCUUCAUGCCACGUGUCAACACCAACGGUUGGGAACACGGUAUGCGAUUGAACACCAACGGAUGGGAGAGAGGAAAAAGAUCUCCAGGAUGGGGUAUGGACGGCUUCAUGCCACAUGUCAACACCAACGGUUGGGAACACGGCAUGCGAUUGAACACCAACGGAUGGGAGAGAGGAAAGCGUGAUGCUGGAGUAAUCCCUGGAUUUAACGUGGUAAGUGUUUGUAUUUGUCUAACUAAACUGUUUAUUUAUGAACUGAUGAUUUUAGUAUUUCUAAUGUCAUACAUUUUAGUCCCACAUGGACACUUUGUUCCUGGACUACACCAUCAUGGGUGACAUGAAGGUCACCAACCUUGGCCUUGAGAUCGAAAGCAGUGGAGAAGUUUCUUUAAGAGGAAGAGGUGGUACACCAUUUGGACCUGUACCAGCUCCACUCCCAGAAUCUGUCCACGAAGAUUCCAUGCUUCAAAUGAUUGUUUCUGACUACAUGGUCAACUCUCUCAUGUAUCACGGUCACACGUAUGUUUAUCUUCAUUGUUUUGAUAUUGUGUUAAGAAUAUGUUGUGUUAGCUACAUUUUUAUUAUUUUUCCUAAUUUCUAUAACUAUAUUUUAAGAGACAAUUAAUUUUAGUAUUGGGCUCUUCAAGACCCGUGUAGACCCUACAACUCCUCACUUCGGUCCCAUCAUGAAGACAUCGUGCUCUCUGUCUUCUGGAAUGCUCUUCUGCUUGGGAGAUCUCUUCCCAACUCUGAGAAAGACCUACCCAGAACGUCGUUUGGUACUGUUCUUCAACACUCUUCAAGCUCCAGUUAUCGUGUUCCACCCGGCUUCUUCCGGAGGCAUCAAGUUCUCGCUGAUUGGUCGGAUUGCUAUCUUGGUGGUUCACCCUCAAACCAAGGCUGAAGAACUGGUGGCCGAGAUGAAGAUUGACGUCGACGCUCAGAUGAAGAUGAGAUUGUCUAGCUCCAUGGUCAGACCAAAAAUUUCUUUGGACAGAAUUAAGUUGGUAUGUUGUUUUGUCAUCUUAUUAUUUUUUGCAGUAUUUUGGUUUAUUUUUCAUUAAAUUACGAUUUAUGUUAUGUUAUACUUAUUAUAUUUAGAAAUAUAAGGUUUGGAACAUUAAUGUAUAAUGUAAUUGAAUUGUCAUCGUUUUCAGACAACAAUGUCUCCCGGAAUCUUGUUGCAAAACGAAUUGGAUGACGCUGUUUUGUUGGCGAGAGAAGUGCUCCAGAGAAUGGUGAACGAUCUUCUGAAGGACGGAAUCCCAAUUCCAGUUCACCCACUCUUCAAGCUGGUCAAGCCAAAGGUAAGGUCUGAUAAUAGUAAUGAUUUGAUUGAAAAUGCCAUCUAAGGGACAACAGAAGCAUAAAGGUUACAUUUUUUGUCUUAAAGAUAUCAUAUCCUAUUCCACUGCUUACAGGUAAAAGUAGUCGAACGUGCCCUCCUCCUCCAGACCAACUUCGAACUGAACGAACGUCUGAUGCGCCAAUUGACAGCCGGCGACCUCGAGCGACGACGCCGACUGUAA
Molecule: messenger RNA, 4207 nt
Organism: Bursaphelenchus okinawaensis
Lineage: Eukaryota; Metazoa; Nematoda; Chromadorea; Rhabditida; Aphelenchoididae
Source: the annotation of a GenBank genome assembly